Molecule: messenger RNA, 1648 nt
Organism: Lolium rigidum
Lineage: Eukaryota; Viridiplantae; Streptophyta; Magnoliopsida; Poales; Poaceae
Product: NADH dehydrogenase [ubiquinone] 1 beta subcomplex subunit 10-B-like
Exons: 3
Coding region: 296-637 (113 amino acids)
Source: RefSeq, a predicted model, not a curated record
GAGCGUCGCUGGCGCACAAAUGGGCCGAGCCCAACAAAUCUCGCGCUACCUCUAUGUCAUCCUUCAUGCACCCGCAUCGUCAACGCCUCUCUAUCCUCUCCCAGUCUCCCUCCCUCUACACACCACAGAUCCGUUCCUCGUCGCCACCGCUUGAAUUCCGGACACAUGCCCCGCGCAUGGAGGCGGCCAUGUCGAGACCCUUCACCUGGCUGCGACGUCCUCCACGAGAUUCGUGAACACCGCGGCGUCUCCUCGCACCGAUUACUCCUACGUGGGUUCCGUGGUCGCCGCCUCCAUGCGCCUCAAGCUCUGCGACGAGACCGGAUCCAGGGUCGUGAGCGACCACGAUGCUGCGUUCGUCGCCGACCACGAUGUUGCGGACCCGGUGGCUAUGCUGGAGUACAGGGAGCACCUGCUGUGGGAGGCGUGGAUCCAGAUCGAGAUGGCCACCGUGUUGAGGGCAUCGCUCGCGGCGCAUCCCAGGUUCGUCGACCAGUACCUCGAGUCAACUAGCAGCGUCAGCUGCGGCAAGGACCACCUCCCGCCCGACCUGCGUGCGGAGCAGGAGAUUAGCCAAUUGCAGUUUGAAUCGGACCAGGUUGCCGUCAUCGGUGUGGCUGCAGAGUGGAGGAUCUAAACUAUGAUGGACUGGUGACACAGCGGUUGACCUCCCUGACAGCUGUUCGAGUUCUUGGGCGUCACUACUUGCCAUAACACGCGGGAAAGUAACCCAUUUCCUAUAAUUUUCUGCUAUAUUUUCAAGUCCUUUGUACACAUGUUUCUACAUGAUACCUAUGGCCAACAGAAUCAGUUUUUUGUUUCUGACGUAGAUGAUUUUGAUCUAAUAUCUUGUUUCUUCUAAUUUGUUACACACCAUAGGUAUGAGGACUAAAUUCUAAAUUCCACGCACCAAUUUUUCUAAUUUUCUCAAAAUCAUGUAUGAUAGAGUUUAUAAUCUUUUCUUGGUUAGAUCUGGUAGUUCCGUAUUAUUCACACUUCUCAAGUUCCGUAUGAUAGAGUUUAUAAUUUUUUAGGGAUUUUGCAUCAGCACAGAAGAAAGGAAACUACAUCAUUUCGCAGCAACUAGAUCGGUACUUGCCCUAGAUCUCUACAAUUUCACACCUCCAAAGAGAAGCCCAUCAGAUUUCUGGUGCGUGCAUAUAAAGGGUACCCUCAAGCAUGGCUGGGCGAGAGACCUCCAGGAAUCACACCUUUAAUACAAAGGUGUAUGCGGAUCAUUAGGGAGAGUUUACAACAUGUGUUCGGAUCAACAGGGAGAGUGAAGGAGUUUUAAAAUCCACUGACGAGAACCAUAUUGUCUUUGAGGCAGUAGCUGCUGAGCUAGCAACUUAUCGUCUAACACUUGGCCCAACUCGUGUAUCUAUACUGACCCGUGUCAUGGCGUUUCUACGACAAUGGUUGACCAUACAGUACUACACGAACCAUCGGCUCAGGAGGCUGUAAAGCCUCUAGGAUUGCUCUGGUGGUCCGAACCUGACUUCGUGUGUCCUAUUAGUCUGAAUUAUAUCUCUACAAAAUAAAAAAGUCUAUUGUCCACUCAGCUUUUUAACCUUGUGUAAUAUGCACGAUCCAUGUGACAUUUUUUGUGAUAAUGGUACUGCUAUAUUCAAGUUAUUUGUUUUACGUC